Molecule: messenger RNA, 942 nt
Organism: Olea europaea var. sylvestris
Lineage: Eukaryota; Viridiplantae; Streptophyta; Magnoliopsida; Lamiales; Oleaceae
Exons: 2
Coding region: 1-942 (313 amino acids)
Source: RefSeq, a predicted model, not a curated record
AUGGUUAGAGAGGCAGAGGCCGAGGAGGCUAGAGCAGAGGCUGCUAGGCAUGCUUCGGAGGCUGCCGAGGAGGAGGCUGCGAAGCAAAAGCCGGUUUGUGAGAAGGGGAAGUCUCCGAGCUUUUUAGCUAGGAGGGAGGAGGCACUGGCCCCGGCCUUGGUGGAGGCUCUCCCUGAAGAGAUCCGAAGCGCCACUGAGAGCUUCUACAAGUUCUGGAAAGAGAGGUGGCAGCUGCACGCCUCCGCUUGCGAUGCCACUGAUCUUACAAGGGCAUUAGUGAGCCAGAGUGUCAGGACUUUUGGCCUCGCGCUUGAAUGCAGGGAGGCCCUUAGUGAAUUUCAAACAAGGACCCAGGCCUCGGAGGGGAAGAUGGCCUCCCUCGCAGAGGAGCUGAAAGCUGCAAAGGCCGAGGCUGAGGAAGCCAAGGCCCAAAAAGUUGAAGAAUCGGCGAAGCUUGAGUCUGCACUGGACCAGAUCGAGGCCUUAAGAAAGGAAGUAUACGAGCCACAGUGCGAGGUGACUGCUGAGGCCCUGGAGAAGGCAAAUCUCUCCUUGACAGGUGCUCAAGACGCUUAUAAGUAUUUGGAGGGCCAAAUAAAGUGGUACGUGGAUGACACCUCUCAUGCAAGGAAAGAGGCCCAAAUUGCAGGGGAGGAGGCGGUGAAGGAAUACAUUACCAACUUCCAUACAACUGAGGAAUAUAAGAGCUUCAGUGCAUACUGGAGGAACUUCGCCUAUGCCGAGGUGAUGGAGCGGGUGGAGGAGCUGUACCCCAACUUGGAUCUGACUCAACUCAGGUCUGAAUUUGUGGAUGAGGUUCCUCAGACCCCAGCUGAGGAGGUGCAGGGUGAUGAGGCAACUGAUGCCGAAGCCCCAACUACUGAUGCCCAAGUUGCCGAAGCGCCAAGUGCUGAGGUGCCUCCGCCAUCUAGCCAGGCUUAG